AUGGGAAUACUAAGAUCAGAGGACAUGUUCCUUUUCAAAUUUGUGGUCUAGAAGGACAACGUCUGGGAGAUUAUAAACAACCUAGGAAGAACUAAGAGUGUGCACUUCAUUGACAUGAAUCGCAAUGAGCAGAGCUUUAAGCUGCCCUACACAGAUAUGAUCAAGCGCUGUGAGGAAACUGAAAGAAGACUUAUAUAUAGAGUGAAGUUGAUCACUCCCCAGACACUCUAACACUUAGAAUAGUCCAUAGAUUCCAUUGGAGAAAACAAGAGGAAGGCUAUGAGUGUACUAUUUGAGGAUAUAGAGAAUGAGAUUAGAGAGAAGGAGCAAUUUGUGAUUAGUCAAAAUGAAAAGAUCAAGUCCAUGAUAGAUAUCUUGAACAUGCAAAUUGAGUAUUAGACUGUUCUAGAGAAGGCAGAUAAGAUCAUUCAUGGCAAGAUAAGAAGCAGAGGCUCCUCGUUACAAGGCAUUCAAAACAAUGACUUUGAAGCCAAUGCUAGCUAGCCAUUUGGAAGAUCUAAAAUAAACUAUUCUAAUGAAGAGGUCAAAGAGGAAGAGAUUUAGUUAUCAGGAAGAUCAAGUGGAGGGUCUAAUAGGUUAGAAUAAAGUUUUAGAGAGGUCUCAAUUAGAUAUGUAGCCGGAACAAUUGAAAAUACAGAAGUAGAAAGAUUCAAAAAAGUCUUAUUCAGAUCUUUAAGAGGAAAGGUUUUAUCCUACUUUGAUGAAUCAAAUGUGAUACUGAAUGAUUUCUAAGGCAAGUCAAUAAGAAAAUGCGUCUAUGUUCUAGUCUUUGAAGAGGGUUCUCAUUUCAUAGAUAAGGUUACCAGGAUAUGUGAAGCGUUCUCAGCUAAGCGAUACUCAUUGCCUGAGGGUGGGCAUACUGACAAAAGCGCUUUUCAUCGUAAGAUCCAGAAAAUAGCUAAAAACAUCACUGAUACCUAGUAAAUGCUUAAGUUCACACGAUAGUAAAUGCAUAAUUACUUGGAAGGUAUAAAUCAAACACAAGGAGUUGCCUUCUCGGUUCAAGAAGUUUAUAAGCUCUUUAUUAAAAAGGAGAAGUCAGUUUAUCUUGUGCUAAAUCAGUUGAAGACUGAGAGGAACUUGUGCUUUGGAUUCUUUUGGUCUAACUUAGCCAAGCAUCAACUAAUGAAUACCAUUUAUAAAUCUGGUCAUGAAGAUAUGAAUCUAUAGUAAAAGAUACAAAUUGAGGACUUCAAUUUUAGCAAGAUUAAGCCGCCUACCUAUAUUUAAACUAAUGAGUUCACUUAUAUAUUCUAGGAGAUAAUCAACACAUACGGAGUUCCCACUUACAAGGAAAUCAACCCUGCUAUUUUUGCCUGUGUAUCUUUUCCAUUCUUAUUUGGAGUCAUGUUUGGAGAUGUAGGACAUGGUUCUUUGCUUUUAUUUAUUGGAACUGUACUUUGUCUUUUCAAUAAUUGCAUUGGAGGAAAUUUCCCUGCAAUGAAGCCUGUACUUUAACUCCGAUAUGUUGUAUUCUUGAUGGGACUAUUUGGAAUGUUUGCUGGUUUUAUCUAUAAUGAUAUGAUGAGUAUCUCACUUAAUGUCUAUGGCAGUUGCUAUAAUACUGAUACAGGUAAAUAUCUUGGGAAUGACUGCAUCUACCCAAUUGGUCUUGACCCUAUUUGGUCUUUGUCAAAAAAUGAACUUUCCUUUUAGAAUUCCCUUAAGAUGAAGAUAUCAGUUAUUCUAGGUGUAAUGUAAAUGAGUCUUGGAGUGGUGUUGAAGGCGUUUAAUGCUGUGUUUUUUAAGAACUCCCUUGAUUUCUAUCACGAAUUCAUCCCUCAGAUAUUGCUAUUGUGGUCAUUAUUUGGAUAUAUGGAUAGUCUGAUUGUGAUUAAAUGGCUUACUAAUUACUAAGGGGAUGAGCAUUCAGCCCCAUCUAUCAUUACUACUAUGAUAAAUCUAGCAUUGAAUGGUGGCCAUGUUGAAGGGAGACCAUUCAUAGGAAGUUACGGAGCUAAUAAAGCCAUCAUGAUUGCUUUGAUUUGUGUUCCUUGGAUGCUAUUCGUAAAACCACUUAAACUCAGAAAAGAACAUGAACAUAAGGACUAAGAGGAACAAAAUAAUCAUUAUCAAGAUUAAAGGAAAAAUUAGUCACCUCAAAAGAAGAUAAAUCAAAACAGCAAUAAUCACUUCAGCAACUUGGCUUCAGAUUAGAUGACAAUAGCUGACUAUGGCAAUAACGAAGACAUCAUUUUAGACUUAAUGGGUCAAGGUGGACAUUAGAAUCAUGAAUUCAGCGAGAUCUUUAUUCACUAAUUAAUUGAGACUAUUGAAUUCGUUCUUGGGACUAUCAGUAACACAGCAUCCUACUUAAGGCUUUGGGCUUUAUCUCUGGCACAUUCUCAGCUAUCUAAAGUAUUCUUUGAGCAUUCUCUACUCCAGGGUAUAAUAGAUGCCUCCCCUGUGAAGAUUUUCGUUUGCUAUUUCAUUUGGGCAACUGCUACUUUUGGAGUAUUAAUGUGCAUGGAUGUCCUUGAAUGCUUCUUACACACUUUGAGAUUACAUUGGGUUGAAUUCUAAAACAAGUUUUAUAAGGGUCAGGGUUAUAAGUUUCAGCCAUUCACUUAUGAUAUUCUUUUUAAAUGA
Molecule: messenger RNA, 2610 nt
Organism: Stylonychia lemnae
Lineage: Eukaryota; Ciliophora; Spirotrichea; Sporadotrichida; Oxytrichidae
Source: the annotation of a GenBank genome assembly